Ostreobium quekettii is the source of this 3495-nucleotide messenger RNA. Lineage: Eukaryota; Viridiplantae; Chlorophyta; Ulvophyceae; Bryopsidales; Ostreobiaceae. The record is from the annotation of a GenBank genome assembly.
AUGAAGCAAGGCUUCAGAGCUGGCCAUGCAGCGGAAUACAAAUACUUGGCCGGGUCCAACAGUCAAAACCGAGAGCAUGCUUGCUGGUUUGUGGAGGAGCGAGCAGAAACCGCGGAUGGCAUUCGCAACUGGAUUGGAGAUCUACAUAGCAUAAAGAAUGUUGCAUCAUACACAGCCCGCCUGGGGCUGGGCUUUUCUUCUUCCGAGAACACUGUGUCAGUAGCUGAUAAUCUGUUUGACGAAAGAGGUGAGGAGGAUGUGACAGCGAAUGGGUACAACUUCACUGAUGGGGUUGGAAGGCUAACCGUCGAGCUUGCAGAGAAGAUUUCAGCUGCUCUCGUGAUAGGACACACCCCUUCUGCCUACCAAAUCCGUUUUGGAGGCGCAAAGGGAGUCGUAGUCAUAGAUAAGCAGCUGCACUCAGAUCACCCGGGGAAGGCACUGGUGCUGAGGAAAAGUAUGAUUAAGUACCCUUCUCGACACAAAGACAUUGAAGUCUUGGCCACUUCCAGGCCAAUCAGAUUAUCGCUCAACCAGCAGAUCAUCAUGCUGCUGAGCAACCUUGGCAUCAAUGACAACGUGUUUCUCAACAUACUGAAGGCACAUCUCAGGCACAUGUCGGAGAUGUUUAUCGACGAGCAGCUGGCGGGCCAGAGGAUGAUGAACAUAGCGUCUGUGGACAGCAGAAGCUUGCAGCAGGCUGGCGUCCACAUCACAUCCGAACCGUACUUGAGGUCCCUGAUGAUGGCCGCCUACAGGUGCCAAAUGAAGGACCUUCUGGAGAGAUCCAAAGUUCCCAUUGACGACUGCAAAGGCAGAGUAUUGAUUGGCGUUGCCGAUGACACCAAAACACUGCAAUAUGGAGAGGUGUUCGUUCAGUAUUCUGAAGAUUUCACCUUGGAGGCAGCCCUGGAUUCUGACAACAAGUCCAGGAUAUUGGAAUGCACUGUGGUGGUGGCCAAGAAUCCUUGCCUGCACCCAGGGGAUGUGAGGACGUUCAGAGCAGUGGAUGUCCCUGGACUGCACCACAUCUACGAUUGCAUCGUGUUUCCCUGCACUGGCAGGCGGCCGCAUCCAGAUGAGCUCUCUGGCUCCGACCUCGAUGGAGAUUUGUACCACGUCAUCUGGGAGGAUGAUCUGAUUCCUGAGGGUCCCAACAAGCAGCCCAUGGACUACACUGCGUCCGACAAGGUCGAACUGGAGAGGCCCGUCGGGAUUGACGACGUGAUCGAGCACGUGUGCCAGUAUAUCCAGCACGACAAUCUUGGGCUCAUUGACACGAUGCACUUAGCCUUGGCAGACAUGGAGGGGGUGGAGUCGGAGGACUGCCUCACCUUGGCAGAGCAGCACUCCAAGGCUGUGGACGCGCCCAAGUCGGGCGACUGGCAGAGUGUGGACAGGGACAUCCAGGCGAAGGUUAAAAAGUACCCGGAUUUCAUGAUGAAGACGCGCAAGCCCAGCUACCCUUCCGAGAGGGUGCUGGGGAAGAUGUUCAGGGAGUGCAGCAAAUACAUGAACGUGACAAAACCGGGGACCGGGUGGAAAGGCGACUCAGGCAUAGUCCUGAAUACCGGAUUCAUCAUGGAAGGCUACGAGUCCUACGUGGCGGAGGCCAAAGUUGUGCGAGCUGAGUAUAACAAUUCUCUGAGUCGUGCCAUGAAGAUGUACGGGAUACGGACGGAGGGCGAGCUGAUGAGCGGGCACAUCGAGCAACUCCAUGAGACAGUGCAUGAUAGGGAGGUGGAAAAUGUGAGGCAGACGAUAAGGCUCAUCUGCAGGAGACUCGUUGACACAUUCAGAGGCAAAUUUGAAGAGAACGUUCACGGUGACGAGAAAAAGCGACUGCAAAAGGCGAGUGCGUGGUAUUUCGUUACUUAUGGGGAUGAUCCAAGUCUUUGUGUCGAGACUUACGAUCCCCAGGAGAGCCACUGGCGGAAGGGAUAUCGCGGCACAGAAGGUCACAAGCUGGGUGCAAUGAGAUUCCUCAGUUUUCCGUGGAUCGUGUGUGACUUGUUGGCAAAGAUUUACGCCAGGAACAGGACGGACAACCCCGAGGACUCCAUGCCAUCCGUGUCGACCAUAAUUGGCAAGAGUGUGGUCCGCGAAUUUGAGAAGCACCGGCCAUGGCUGCUUCCGAACUGGAGAGAUCGCUGUGCCAUGUGCAGGGCUGUUGGGCGACGUCUCAAGCCUAUAGGGCACACUUGCAUGGCUGGGCUGUCUGCCGCCAUGCUGUUUGAGCGAAAGGGAAAUUUAGAACUGGUGCUCGUGCCCAACAGUGAGGCUGAUCGUGUGUCGGUGGCAAGGGACCUGCAAUUGGGGAAGAGGCUCCUGGACGGUGCAGAGGAGGCUCUUUACGGCGUUCUGGCGAGAAUUAAAAGGCUAUCAGGGGAUCCCAAACGCGCAAUGCUGCUGUGCAAACUCAACAAAGGAAUGAUGCCCUGCGCCGCUGCAGCACAGACAUGGUUCCAAGUCACUACACGGAUUUUGGACCUCCAGAAAUGGAGCGUCUUGGUAAUGUACAUCAAGCGGUACCCUUACCUGCUGCCAAUCCUUCAUUUGCUGGCACGGUGGAUGAGAAGCAUUGAGCUCACGGACCCUGGACACGUCGUCGUGGAUGCGUACAUCGUUCCUUUCAUGUUCAUCAACAUGUGCCUGAACAGGUGCGAGAUCCGAGCCUUGGAUGUUUGCCCAGCUGUACAGUGGAGUGAAAAGGCUGCCAGUGGAGGCAGUACUGAUGUAUGUAUGGAUCCGACCUCGGAGGGUUGGGAGCACGCACUCAGGGAAACACAAGAUGUUGGUGCCAAACGCAAGGAGCAGCUUGGAAAGCUGUUGCUGGAGUUCUUCCGCCAUGGCCGCCAACAAAUCGACAGCCGCGUGGGAACGCACUUUCCGCGGGUAUUGUCUCACGAGGGGAGCUCUUCUUUUGGCAGUUUGCUCGGGGGAAGGGCAGCUCAGCUGCUCCUGGAGGAAAUGGACAGGGCGUCCCACCGCUUGUCGCUUCAUGCGGAUGCAUCAGCGCUCUUGACAACGGAAAGGGUAGAAAAGCUGUUCUUUGUUGAUACGAAAUCUGCACACACUGUUCUUGGGUACGAAUCGAACUUCGGGAGGUUUUUGAGGAAGCGCAGCGGGGCUGCGGAUGUGGAGGUUUUCCCCAGCCUGGGCACGAGGGCCCCCGGUCUGGUCAUCAAGGCGCUGGGCACAUCUGCAGCCCUGUGGGGGAUAGAGAGAAUGGUCAGGAAUCUGACUGGACAGUACGAAACAGAGGAAAAGAACUUGACAGUUUAUGCGCGCACCACGAGUGCCGCUGAGGGCGCCUACUGCUACCUGGUGGAGGGCUCCGAGAGCCGAGACGACCGGGUUGUUUUGGAGGAAUACUACAGGUCCUCGCACAACGAGGGACCCCACCACGAGAACGCGUCCAAGUUCGUGGUGCGAGUCUGCAGGUGCGAACUGCAGGUUAACCUUCGGGUGACCUGUUGGGCCCGUAGGGCGUAG